AUGUCCUGGAGCAAGGAACAAGGAACAACCCCACUUACCCCCCUCGACGUAGUCACUAGGGCCAGGAAGAACCCGUGCAUUCGGACAUGGAACCUUCAGAAGAGCCUCAGAGUUGCCGAGCAACUGCUGUCGUUGGAGGACAAGAGCAUCCUCCCCGACAUAGAGGACAUCAUCAACGGAGCUGUGCGGGAGGUCAAGGAGAUCAUUCAGAACAGUAGCUUUGAUGACGUGGAAGACUUGAUGGGGGUGGAGAACGGAAUAAGUCCCAAGCUGCAGUCCUACGACAGAGAGGGGGUUGAAGACAUCUUGCAGCAGAUCGCCUCGAUGCAGGAGUCUGUGAGUAGCCUCAAGGCAAGGUCAACCCCAAGGAGGGUGAAGGUGGGCACAGACAGUGAGCGGGGCAGGAGGCUGAAAGAGUCGAACAAGGAGAACAUGGUUGAGAACGCGCAUGCUCCCAGGGUCUCGCUCACCUUCCCUGAGCUCCCAGCUUACAAGGAGAAAUCCUCUCAUGACGAGCUGGAGGCUUCUCCCGAGCGCACGGAGACGCGGGGAGGGGAGGGGCUUCCAUGGCGGGGAUGGCAGGCAGAUCGCGAUUGGCUGUCACAGCGACUAGCGCGAACCUUACUUUCUCAGCUCAUCCCGGAGACGUGGAGAGAGGACGUGCACUUUGCGAUGAGGGAUAGUUCCAACUUCAGCGUGGGAGAGAUCGUGGUGGUUCGAAAUGGAGGAGGGGAGCUUGUGUUUGGGAAGAUCAGUUCGAUGGAAGACGACCAGAGUUACUCCAUCGCUGUGAAGAGAGGGGGGCGAGCGGAUGGUGCGGAAAAGGAGUAUGCUCCUGUGCAGAAGAGAGGUUGUGAGAUAGGAAAGAUACUGUUGACAGGAUCUUGGGAGCCUUGUGUUCCUGGAAGGAGUCCUUGCGAGGGAAGGGGGGGGGAGCGCGUCCUGGGCAAGGAGGAAUCGGCGAGGGAUGUAGGAGAAAAGUGGGUGGAGGGCGAUGUUUCACAGCAAGUCUCUGCCGUAGUAUGUUGUGAUGAUGUAGUAGGUGGGUCGGAGGAAGGAAGAGACAGACGUGUGGCGGAGGCGAAGGAGGAGGAGGAGGAGGAGGAGGAGGAGGAGGAGGAGGACACAGGGGAUGUGGAGGAAGACGAGAAUGGGCAGGACAAUCGACUUGAGAAAGUGGUCGACGACUACAAGGAGAUGGAGCAGAGAGAGCAGACAUUGGAACUAAAGCAGGAGCAAAAAAAUGAUUCUGGGCAGCAGGAGCAGGAGCAGGAGCAGGAGCAGCAGGCACAUCAGAAGGUGGAGGAGCAGGAGCGGGUGGAGAAGGCACAGGAACAGGAGCACGAGGCACAGGAGCACGAGGCACAACAGCAGGAGGCGGAGGAGCAGGAGCAGGAGCAGGAUGAAUUAUCCAGGAGCUUCGAGGAGCUGAUCGUGAGAUCUGGCCUGCGGGGGGAAGUGAAGCGGCUGAAUCGACCGUACAAGGAAGCCUUCCUGCAGGAGAGAGAGUGCGACAAGAGCCUGGAGAUCGUGCUGGAGAAGGAGGAGGAGCAGGGAGAUAAGGAGGGGGCAGAGCUGUGGCUGGAAUACAACGAGGAGGAGGAGGAACACGAGAAUGAGAAAGACACGUUACAGGUUGGUUGGGACGAGCGAGUUGGAGUCUGGGAAGUGGUUGUGGCGCGGCAGCAGCAGCAGCAGCAGCACUCCUUCGAUUGUUCAAGGGAUUAUGUCAAAUUCGAUCACCUGGACGACAAUCUUGGCAAGGAGGAGGAGGAGGAGGAGGAGGAGCACGAUGAGGUGGGGGAGGAAGAGCAGGAGGAGAAAUGGGAGAGAGCUGUGGAGGAUGAUCAUGCUGGAUUGAGGGAUGUCGACAACGCUCAACGUCAAGUCAUCUCAGAGAUCGCUGGUCAGGUAGGAGAAUGCAGAGGAGAGCCGGGAACGGCUGCUGUAGAAGAAUGCCUGGCGGAUCGAGAGCGGGAGCCUGAAGAUGAAGAUUCUGGAGCAGGAGACGUGAACAAUCAUUCAUCGUCGUCAACCGACGGAGGACAGGAAUUACGCCCUCCGCUGCCUCCUCCUGCACGUGCUCGACCUUCUCUUGCCCUUGUGGCAUCUGCUGCUGCCCUCGUCCUCGUCCUCGUCUUCAUGCUGGCAAGCAAGCAUCCCAGUACCCUCCCUUCUGCUGGGAUGGCGAGGGGCCCUGCUUCUCCAUCUCUGCGCGUGCAUGCCGGAAACCUGUACGCGAACGAGACAGUAGAGGAAGGGACACAGCAAAAGCAGCAGCAGCAGCAGCAACAGCAGCAGCAGCAGCAACAGGCCGAGAAGCAGCAGGCGGGCAUAUUAAGUCUGUCAUAG
Molecule: messenger RNA, 2352 nt
Organism: Guillardia theta CCMP2712
Lineage: Eukaryota; Cryptophyceae; Pyrenomonadales; Geminigeraceae
Exons: 7
Coding region: 1-2352 (783 amino acids)
Source: RefSeq, a predicted model, not a curated record